Molecule: messenger RNA, 741 nt
Organism: Scedosporium apiospermum
Lineage: Eukaryota; Fungi; Ascomycota; Sordariomycetes; Microascales; Microascaceae
Exons: 5
Coding region: 1-741 (246 amino acids)
Source: RefSeq, a predicted model, not a curated record
AUGGACUGGGCCACCACCCUGUUCGAGCGGUACGUCUCGGCGUAUCCGUACAGGCCCGGAGAGGCGGGUUUCGACUACGAAGAGUACCUUGAUACAGAUGCGGUUGAUUUCGGGUGGCUGGGCGAGCCGUGGACGUUGAGGGAGCUUGCGGAUGUGGUUGGGACGACGGGUGACUAUCCCGAACAGCGAGCGAACAUUGAAGCAAUAAUCCGGUACUAUGAGGCGGGUGGACGACUUCCUAAAGCUGGUGUAGAAGUUCUGUACUGCUUUGACGGCGAGAACGUCAAGGUGGGAUCACACGAGGACCUUACCCAUGAACAUGUAGCACGGAAGGCAGUCGGCUGGGUGGAUGCUGGCCAAACCAAAAAGGACGUCGAUUCGUCGCCGAGUACCAUUGAGGCAGCUGCCCCAGGCUACUUGCAAAUGGCCGAGUCAGUGGCUUGCCCAGUUGAUGCGGCUUCUCGAAUGCAUACCCCCUUAGCGCAAUUUCGCAUUCCGUACCAGUAUGGAGGAGACGAGACGAUUGUCAUCAAUGCCACGAUAUGCAACGACACCGGCUCGCGGAUCCGGACUAUAUACGAGCACGACUUCAACCUCCUAAACGGACCUCCUGCUAGCCGCCAUACUUUUCCCCCGCAGCCUCUUCCAAUCAAUACUCCCAACGGCGUCGCCAUGGCGCCAACUGUUUCCAUGCUGAUCGCAUUAUUAAGCGCGAUCAAAGUGGGGCGAUCAAGGCCUUGA